Molecule: messenger RNA, 1404 nt
Organism: Olea europaea var. sylvestris
Lineage: Eukaryota; Viridiplantae; Streptophyta; Magnoliopsida; Lamiales; Oleaceae
Product: ribosomal RNA small subunit methyltransferase NEP1-like
Exons: 8
Coding region: 300-1139 (279 amino acids)
Biological process (GO): rRNA base methylation
Cellular component (GO): nucleolus; small-subunit processome
Molecular function (GO): rRNA (pseudouridine) methyltransferase activity; rRNA binding
Source: RefSeq, a predicted model, not a curated record
GAUUUCGACCAGUUACAAAAGAAUCCGAAAUCCGACCCUUUUAAGUAGAGAGACGGAACCCGGUUCUUUUCCCAGACUUGGUAUUGGGCUUGUCUUGGGCUUAUCAUCAAAAAAUUAAUAGAAUAUUUGGGCCUCUCUUAGGGCAAGGAAAGGGCCAGGGUCCAAAGCAGAAUUAUUUUUCCGUUUUCGCUGACAGUUUUCCCCAAUUGAACGCUAGGGUUUCUCAGAGUCUCACAGUUCCGGGGUUAGGGUACAGCAAAAACCAUUCUUACUGUUCCAGCUAAAAAAGAGGAUAGAAAAUGGUGCGACCGUAUAAGAUGAAGGGACAAAAGCGAAAGAAGAAAGAGAAGUAUGAUAGAGAAGAAGAAUCUGAACAAUUAGAUGACAAUGAUAUGCCUGAGUCACCGAAGAAAGCGAAAACAGAGGUCUCUGAGUUAGAGAAGGAGAAAUCAGAGGAAGUUGUUGAUGAAAUGCCCGGAAUCCCCAUUGUUCCUGCCGAUACAGGCAAAAAGCCUGGGGUUAUUUUUAUUCUCGAGAAGGCGUCCCUGGAAAUUGGGAAAGUUGGAAAGAGUUAUCAGCUUUUAAGUUCUGAUGAACAUGCGAAUUAUUUAAUGAAGAAUAAGCGGAACCCGGCAGAAUAUCGUCCAGACAUUGCUUUUCAGGCCAUCCAGACAAUUUUAGAUAGCCGUGUGAAUAAAAGUGGGAGAUUGAAAGCUUUGUAUGUGAGGACACAGCAAGGUAUUCUCUUUCAAAUCAAACCUCAUGCACGUAUGCCAAGGACAUAUAAGCGCUUCUCUGGUCUCAUGGUGCAACUGCUUCAAAAGCUGCAUAUUACUGCAGCUGGAAAGGGCGAAAAACUUUUGCGCGUCAUCAAGAAUCCUGUAACCCAGUAUUUACCCAUCAACUCUCGUAAAAUAGGCUUCUCACACAGUUCUGAAAAGUUAGUCGAUAUGUAUGACUAUGUUGGUACCCUCGAGAGGGACAUGGACCUUGUUUUUGUGGUUGGAGCAAUGGCCCAUGGGAAAAUUGAUAAAGACUAUGUAGAAGAUUAUCUAUCAAUUUCUGAAUUUCCGAUGAGCGCUGCAUACUGCAUAUCAAUAAUCACUACAGCAGUGGAGCGCAAGUGGAAGAUUUUGUGAACUUGUACUCUCUUGCAGCUUUUUGCUCUGAUACGAUGGAGAAUAUUACUCUUAACGGCCUUGGAAGAUUUUCCUUCGCUUCUUAGUGCAAGUAUGCAAUCACAGUUCUGUUUGUAGGACCUUGUAGUGUUCAUUUAUGGGCGCUAAUAAACUCAGUAGUGUAUAUUUUGCAUUAAUAUUUGGCUUCUUACAUUUUGAUCAUUUUAAAUAUAUUGUUCCUAAACAAGUUUUUUGGAGUAUUUACAUGAUUUUAAGAAGUUAUGCA